Spirodela intermedia is the source of this 552-nucleotide messenger RNA. The record is from the annotation of a GenBank genome assembly. NCBI's taxonomy places the organism in Eukaryota, Viridiplantae, Streptophyta, Magnoliopsida, Alismatales, Araceae.
AUGAUUCCGAGGAUCAUCUUCUGCACGGCGGUCUCCGCCGCCACCCUCGCCGUCAUCCUGCUGGCCCUAGUCUCCCCGUCUGCGCACAGGAAACUGCAGAGGAGCUCUCCGAGGCCGAAGAUCGCUCUGUCCCUCUACGUCCAGCCCCCGCCGCCGCCGGGCCGCCGGCCGUCCGCCGGUGCCCAGCCCGCUGGAGCGGCGCUGGUCUUCCACCACACGCUCACCGAGGGCCCGGGGAACCUGUCCCGGGUGGUGGGCAAGGCCCAGGGCUUCAUCAUCCCGGCGGAGCACUUCGCCCACUCCGCCUUCAACCUCGUUUACCUCACCUUCCGCACGCCGGAGUACUCCGGCAGCGUCGGCGUGGAGGGGAGGCGGCUCCGGCAGGCGGACAGGGAGGAGCUCGGCGUGCUCGGCGGCACGGGGUCCUUCGCCUUCGCCCGAGGCCGCGCGGUGCUCACGCGGACAGGCCGCCCCCGGGGCAGCCCCGCCGCCAUGUACCACAUGAAGCUCCACCUUCAAUUCCCCGACAGAUCUCAGACCAGUCCUGGUUGA